This is a messenger RNA of Rosa rugosa (rugosa rose), 2025 nucleotides long. RefSeq lists its product as uncharacterized. The transcript has a single exon. Bases 85 to 1038 code for a protein of 317 amino acids. Gene Ontology annotation, molecular function: zinc ion binding. The record is from RefSeq and is a predicted model, not a curated record. NCBI's taxonomy places the organism in Eukaryota, Viridiplantae, Streptophyta, Magnoliopsida, Rosales, Rosaceae.
GCCAUUAAAAGUUUUCCUUAUCCUUGUGGAACACAUCUCCUCCUCCUUACUGUAGUUAGGUCCACUGAUACCAGUUCUUCAAAAAUGGCCUCCCAGACCCGAUCAUUGCUCCACGAUGUGAUGCAAAAGGAAAUGACUGAACCCAUUGAAAUGCCGAACAACUUGGACACAGCAAUCACAUUCAAACUCUGCGAGCAGAGUGGAGUCACCUGGAUCGAGACUCCAACACCUGAUCCCAUAAAUAGUUUGAUUAUUUAUGAGAAACCAAAGCUGGUAGUUCAUGAAGUAUUUCGAGUCCUUCUCUCUGAUGUCAAGCGCUUGCCUCGAAGGCGUCGGUAUACACAGGUCGGGGCUAAGAUUCUUUCAAUCUUGGGUGUAGAAGAAUAUCUGCAGGCUCCUAUUCUAGGAAAACUAUUUCAGGUAAUUGAAGCGGCUGUUCCCGGAGUGCCUAUUACUGUGUUCUUGACGUCUGUGAUUGUCAACUUAUUGAACAGUGAAAGUGAUGCUGGCAUGGGGGAUGUAACUCUCCGCUCAUGGGAUCGAGAACGACCUGUUGACGAUGAAUCGGUUAUUGAUAGUUUGGAAGCUACUAUUAGAGAAACGCCGUUAUGUGCUAUUUGUUUGGAGGGCCUUGAUCACUAUGGUGUUGUUGAAUACGGGACUGAUCAUCAGCCAUCAAUGAGUACUACUACUUGCUUUCCCUGCUCACAUCUUUAUCAUAGAAAUUGCAUUACCCAGUGGCUUGAGAAAAAUCCUUCUUGUCCCUUGUGCCGAUGCAAAAUGCCAGAUGUGGAAGCUGUAGGUGAUGCUGGCAUGGGGGAUGUAACUCUCCCCUUAGGGGGUCAGGAACGACCUGUUGACGGCGAAGUGGUUAUUGAUACGGGUACAAGGGUCAAUUUUAUUCCUGCAACUGAAUCAUCUAUUGAGGCUUUGGAACAAGUGAGACUUGAUAGUUUGGAAACUACUAUUAGAGAGACAUGGUUAUGUGAUAUUUUUUGGGAGGGCCGCUUGAUCACUAUGAGGCUUUGGAACAAGUGAGACUUGAUAGUAUGGAAGCUACUAUUAGACAGCAUAUAUGGUUAUGUAAUCUUUGUUGGAAGGACCUUGAUCACUAUGACGGGACUGAUCAUCAGCCAUUGAUGAUUACUCGCUGCCCCCGCUCACGUAUUUGUCAUAGAGAUUGCCUUAGCCAGUGGCUUCAGAUAAAUCAGUGGUGUCCCUUCUGCCGAUACCCAAAUAAAUCCCCAGUUGUGGAAGCUGUAGGUGAGCCAUCAAGGCCCACAGGGCGAAGGCGGCUGCAUUGGCCUAGGAUCGUGAUGUCUGCGGCUGGUAUUAUUACUGAUAUAGUGCUUUGUAGAUUAUCACAGCGAAGUUAAGGAUGUUCACUUUAGGAGCCAGAAUAAGGUGUCAGUAAGCGCUUACUGUCCCAUUGGCCUUCCAUAAAGAGGCCAGAAUAAAGCGUCUGUAAGUGUCAUAUGUUGCCAUUGGCCUUGACUGUUUAGCUAGCUUGUUUUGAUGAGAAUUUGUUAUUAGCUUCUUCAAAGUUUUUGGAUUUACACAAGUUGAUGCAGGCUUAUUAUGACUUUGGAAAUCCUGGUAAGUGGUAAUGCAUGCAGCUCCAGGUCCAUAGCCAUUAUAAAGUGAUGCAGAACGGAUGACAGCUCAAUUUGAAGAACAAUUGGAUCGUGCUAAAGGAGGAAAACGAAAAGUGACUAGUAGACGCGAAACAGCUCGGAGUCCGAUUGGGACGCACCUUACCUUUCCGGAAAGGGAAUCGCGCCACGAGCAAGACUCAGCUUUGCCAUGAGCUGUAGCAUUUUUCCGGCUUUCGGGGUCGUUUAGGGCCUCAAAACUGCAAUUUUCUAUUUUUCGGCGUUUUGGGUUUUCCUAGUUAUUUUUGGGUUGUUUUCGUUUUUACCCAUGGGCUUUAGGGUUUCAUUGUUAGUCGCCCUAGGGUUUAUUUUCUUAUAAAUAAGCCGCCUUAAGGCUGCAGAACGCAUCUUUUUAUCUUUUAUCAAUAAAAUU